AUGCCAACCACAAAAGAGACGAAGGCCAAAGCUGAGCGGACUCUUAGUUUAGCGAGGGUCAUGAAUCAAAUAAUUUCCGACAUCACGUGUGCUGAGCACAACCCGAGCUCAUCGAGAGCAACGAUGAGCUCCUUCACUCGCCAUCGACCCGCUCAGUCGUCAAUUGCUUCAGUAGGGCCAAAUAAACUCACGCAACAAUCUCUUGCAAAGCGCCUUCUAUUCCAUUCUCACCCCACAGACGAGCUUCCACCUCUUUUUAUCUCAGAGACCCUCCCACCAGAACUUACAGCGGAAGUCUACGACUUUAUAGCCCUUGCCCUACGCGCCUAUAUCAACCCAUGGUGGACGAAAAUUACCCGAUAUGAUAAAGAGUUCCUUCCUCAAGUUACCCACAUCCUCGUCAUCGUUAUUCGCGCUCUCGAACUUCGGAUACAGCGCCUGGAUUUUCCGGCACUCGUUUUUCAUGACAUUCCCACUAUUCUAUCCCAACACUACGCUGACUACCGCAAUGCUCUCUCAAAGCUUUCAACCUCUUAUGCAUCCGGUGGUGCUGCUUCUUUACCGCAGCUCUUUUCUCAGAUGCAACCUCACACAGCCAUAUUACCGGACGGCAAGAUCGAUCCAGAAUAUUUCCGUCAAGUUUUCGAUUAUAUCCUGAGGCCAUGGUUUAUCCAGAAAACUAUUCUGGAUUUGCUUGGGCCCUCUGCAGAGGAGGAGUACAUGGGACCAUUAUCAGCGCCACCAUCCUCGUUCUCCUUCCACAAUCUGCUUAUUAUUAUCCUUUCUGUAUUGCAAUCGUUCUCAGGCGCAUGCAUUGCCCUAAUUCAUGCCUACAAACAAGCAAUUAUUACCAUUAAGCUUGUUCAGCAUUCGCCUCCUUAUAGAUCGUCGACGCUGCCGCCACAAACCGGACACACAGUACCACCAUCUACCUCUCCCGUUGCCGACCAAUCACACAAAUUUGUACCUCCGCCGUCCAUCUCUCCUACAGCGUCAACAUCCUCUUCAACGUCCUCCUACCGACCUCAGCAGUCGGCGUCAAUUUCCGCAGAGUCUCUAACUAUUACGCAAGUCGGCGGUAAUUACGCUGCUCCUGGCCUAGCUAUGGUCUCAGAGGGCUUUUCUACGCGAGAUCGAUUUUCUUCCAACAUUUUUCACAUGAUGCUUACCAUGCUUUCAAUAUCCAUAACCUCUUUCCUGGACAAACUACUACCAUAUCUUCUCCUGAAUACCCUUUCUCCUGCAUUUAUUCUGAACAUCACGCGAUUAUCCAAACGGACCCUCUUUCCCAACGGAUACCCUGGUCCUCAACCUCAAGAACCGACCCUCGAGGAGCAAGCUGAAAUACGCGCGAAGCUUGUCGCGUGGAGAGGAAAGGGUGUUCUGUCAUAUUUCCUUCCCCUUAUUCUUGGCCCCCGUCCAUCAGAUACUCUUGGGGCAGUAGUGGACCCACUUUCAAGUGCCCAAUGUAACACGCACCUGUUAGUCCUCAUAUUGGACACGGUUCUUAUGGGAUUAUUUCCAGAGUUGGCCGAUGGCCUGGGCAAAUCCGAGUAA
Messenger RNA from Laccaria bicolor S238N-H82, 1557 nucleotides. RefSeq lists its product as uncharacterized. The coding region runs from base 1 to 1557 and encodes 518 amino acids. The record is from RefSeq and is a predicted model, not a curated record. Lineage: Eukaryota; Fungi; Basidiomycota; Agaricomycetes; Agaricales; Hydnangiaceae. The transcript has 5 exons. Gene Ontology annotation, cellular component: intracellular membrane-bounded organelle. Gene Ontology annotation, molecular function: phosphatidylinositol binding.